Telopea speciosissima is the source of this 1366-nucleotide messenger RNA. Its product is annotated as homoserine kinase. Gene Ontology annotation, molecular function: homoserine kinase activity; ATP binding. The record is from RefSeq and is a predicted model, not a curated record. The transcript has a single exon. Gene Ontology annotation, biological process: L-threonine metabolic process. Bases 13 to 1155 code for a protein of 380 amino acids. Lineage: Eukaryota; Viridiplantae; Streptophyta; Magnoliopsida; Proteales; Proteaceae.
CACUGUGCCCUAAUGGCGAUCUGUAACCAAUCUCAUUUCCGUUCCAUCUCCCUCUCUCCUCCGUCGACUUCGAGUCUCUUCCUUUCCAAACCCACUUCCUCAACCUUCACUUUUCGAUUCCACAGCUUCAGAUGCAACAGCACUCUUCUCUCCAAAACCCUAGAGGCCGAACCAGAACCAGUCCUCACAGCCGUCAAAACCUUCGCACCUGCAACGAUCGCUAAUCUCGGUCCGGGUUUCGACUUCCUCGGAUGCGCCGUCGAUGGUGUAGGCGAUUUCGUCUCUUUACGAGUCGAUCCAGAUGUUUGUCCAGGUGAGCUCUCAAUCUCCUCUAUUAAUGGCGUAGGAGAUAGUUCCUCAAGGCUCAGCAAAGAUCCUCUUUUGAAUUGCGCCGGAAUCGGAGCGAUGUCCGCCAUGAAAAUGCUCGGGAUAAGAUCGGUUGGUCUCUCGCUCUCUCUAGAGAAAGGAUUACCACUAGGGAGCGGUCUCGGAUCUAGCGCUGCAAGUGCCGCCGCUGCCGUUGUAGCUGUGAAUGAGAUUUUUGGUCGGAAACUGUCCAGCUCAGAUCUUGUCGUCGCAGGGCUGGAAUCGGAGGCUAAGGUCUCAGGUUACCAUGCUGAUAACAUAGCACCGGCGGUUAUGGGUGGGUUUGUGCUUAUCCGCUGCUACGAGCCUCUUGAUUUGAUCCGAUUGAGUUUUCCCAUCGAUAAGGAGCUAUUUUUCGUUCUCGUCACUCCUGAAUUUGAAGCUCCGACGAAGAAAAUGAGGGCUGUGUUGCCGUUAGAAAUCGAAAUGUCACAUCAUAUAUGGAAUUGUAGCCAAGCAGGGGCGUUGGUGGCGUCUGUGUUGCAGGGGGAUUUGAGAUUAUUGGGGUCGGCAUUGUCGUCGGAUACGAUUGUGGAGCCGAAACGAGCGCCACUGAUUCCUGGGAUGGAAGCUGUGAAGAAAGCCGCAAUCGAUGCGGGAGCGUUCGGGUGUACAAUUAGUGGCGCAGGGCCUACGGCAGUUGCAGUGACGGAUGAUGAGGAGACGGGGAAAAAGAUUGGGUAUCGAAUGGUGGAAGGUUUCAUCAAUGAUGGAGGUUUGAAGGCGUCUGCUAUAGUUCGGAGACUUGAUCGGGUAGGUGCGAGGAUUGUUAGUAACUGUCCCAGAUGAAGAGCUAUAUGUAUCUGGUUUCUGGAGUUCAUUCUUACUCUUCAUUAUCCAAGGAGAAAGAGAGCUUCUGAAACCUCUAGGGUUUUAAAUAAUUGAGAUAAGAUGAGAAUUUGAAGAGGUGAUUGGUUCUCUGUUCUACGCCCAAAAUUUUCCAAAUACAGAGCACUGAUAAGCUUAUUCUUAGUAGUCUCCUAAAGAGGGCAAGAGAUGG